Messenger RNA from Malaclemys terrapin pileata, 4036 nucleotides. RefSeq names its product ALG13 UDP-N-acetylglucosaminyltransferase subunit (gene ALG13). Gene Ontology annotation, molecular function: hexosyltransferase activity. Bases 109 to 3339 code for a protein of 1076 amino acids. Gene Ontology annotation, biological process: dolichol-linked oligosaccharide biosynthetic process. The transcript has 28 exons. The record is from RefSeq and is a predicted model, not a curated record. NCBI's taxonomy places the organism in Eukaryota, Metazoa, Chordata, Testudines, Emydidae.
UGAACCGAGGGCGCCCCCUAGCGGCCGCUCGCAGCCCGGCUUUCCGGGAGAGACGCCGCUUGGCCGCCCCCGGACCGGCUCAGCGAAGCGGCCGGCCUGGAGCCGGCCAUGAAAUCGGCCUUUGUCACCGUGGGGACGACCAGCUUCGAGGAGCUGAUCGCCGCGGUGACCGCCCCGGAGACUCUCCAGGUCUUGCGGCGCCUCGGCUACGGCCGACUCGUGCUGCAGGUUGGCAGAGGGGCGGCGGCCCCGGCCCCGUUCCGCACGGCGGCGUUUACACUGGACGUGUUCCGGUUCAAGGAGUCGCUGGCUGAGGAGCUUGAGAGAGCGGAUCUGGUGAUCAGCCACGCAGGUGCAGGCACUUGUUUGGAGACACUGGAAAAAGGAAAACCACUCUUGGUGGUGGUAAAUGAAAAGCUGAUGAACAAUCAUCAGCUAGAAUUAGCCAGGCAACUAUACAGAGAUGGACACCUCUUUUACUGUACUUGUAGCACCCUUUUGGAGUCAUUGAAGUCAAUCAAUUUGUCAACACUGAAACCCUUUCCUCCUGGACAGCCAGAAAAGUUUGCUGCAUUCUUGGACAGAGUUAUUGGAUUUAUGCAGAAAGGCUGGAAGAAAUACUUCGGCCAGAAAUCCCUCAGCGAGGUCACCAUGGAUGAGUAUCUGGCCAGCCUGGGGCUGUACCGCAAGCUCACCGCCAAAGACGCCUCUUGUCUCUUUCGGGCUAUUUCCGAGCAGCUGUUUUCUUGUCAGAUUCAUCAUACGGAAGUCAGGAAGGCUUGUGUUUCAUUUAUGAGGGAAAACCAACAUAACUUUGAGUCUUAUGUGGAAGGCUCAUUUGAAAAAUAUCUGGAACGGCUGGGAGAUCCAAAGGAAAGUGCUGGCCAAUUGGAAAUAAGUGCUCUAUCAUUAAUCUAUAAUCGAGACUUUAUUCUGUACCGGUACCCUGGAAAGCCACCUACCUAUGCUACAAACAAUGGCUUUGAAGACAAGAUCUUGCUGUGUUGUUCCAGUAACGGCCAUUACGACUCUGUGUAUACAAAACAAUUUCAGGCAGAUGCUGCUGUUUGCCAGGCUGUCUUGUACGAGAUCCUGUACAAAGAUGUGUUUGACAUGGACGAGGAGGAAUUGAGAACUGCAGUUGAGAUGUUUCGAAGUGGGGCCAAAAAGAACAGAAACAGUGUCUCUGUUGGAAGUGAGGAUGCAAGCUUUGAUUGCCUUCCUGAGAAAGUGUCCAAAACUUCAUCAGAAAGGAGAGUGGAAGACUGGGAAGGUAAUGAUACUGACAACCCACCUGAAGAUAAACUCAAACAAGGCACUGAAGAAGCAAAGCCUCCAGAAAAUCCGUCAAAGAUGCCUUUUCCCUAUAAAGUGCUAAAAGCCCUGGACCCUGAGAUCUAUCGAAAUGUAGAGUUUGAUGUUUGGUUGGACAGCAGAAAAGAACUUCAAAAAACUGAUUACAUGGUGUUUGCUGGGAGACAGUACUAUUUAGGAGACAAAUGUCAGGUACGUCUGGAGUCUGGGGGUAAGUACUACAAUGCUCAUAUCCAGGAAGUUGGACAUGAUGGCAACAUGGUGACAGUGUUCAUUGAAGAGCUGGCAGAAAAGCAUAUUGUUCCAUUGGCAAACUUAAAACCAGUGACACAAGUGACACCUGUCCCUGCGUGGAAUGUGGUUCCCAAUCGAAAAGGAGGAAACUAUCAGAAAAUAACAGGCGGCUAUGUUUCAGAAAUAGAAAUGGAUAUGAAAUCACGGAAGAGACUGUUUAAGAAAGUUCGGGGGAAGGAAGUUUACAUGACAGUGGCUUAUAGUAGGGGUCAGCCAGUUCUUCCACCCCGGCUACAGCACAAUGUUCCUUCAGGUCGCUCUUCUCCAAUUAAUUGCUCUCAAAGUUGUGGGAAUAUGGCAUCCUAUGAUCACUACCGUCCUCCGAAUUCUCCUCAGAGGCAUGGCAGGGGAUAUGGAAUGCCCAGGGGAUCUGCCCGAUUUAUAAACAGGAACAACAUGGUUGGCCCUCAAAUAGCAUUCUACCCGGGUCCAGGGAAGAGAUGUUAUCAGAGCUAUGACAAUUUCUCCUAUAGGUCCCGUUCAUAUAGCCGUAGUCGUCGGCAAAUGCAGUGUGUCAAUAAGGAAUGUCAGUAUGGAUUUGUACCAGAGACUGGGGAGGAGCCUCAGGGUUUGGAAGAAACCAUAACUUUCUAUGAAAUUGAAGAAGGAGAUGAGGCUGCUUUUCCUGCUUUACCAAGUCAGGGUAGUCCUGCCCCAAUAGUCCCUGCCCCUGCAGGAUUCUGGGUAGCUAGAAGAGGCCCAAGCCCCAUUCCACCCAGCAAACAGACUCUGAAUUCCUCUGAGGAGGAAGUCGAUGAACCGAGUGAUAACGGGGAAUUUCAUGAAGAAUAUAUGUACACCCCUUCAGAUCCAGACUGUGAAACUCCAACAGUAUUUAGUUCAGCAGAGACUACAGCAAACUUAUCUCUUCAGGAUGGAGGGACAGGCUCUGUCUCACCUCAAGAUGGAGUUGCUUCAUACAACUAUUCCCAGAAGGUGAUGGUGAAUUCUUCAGUGAUCUCAACCUCCUCUUGUGUUAAUAAUGCCCCAGCAACAGUCUUUUCCUCCAGCACGGCAGCAGCCACUCAAGCCAAUGUUACCACAUCCCUUCCCCCCCAGACUGCAGUGCAGCCCAUCCUGGUAUCCCCUUCUUCUGCUGGAAGGCCAGUAGUGAUUCCGUCAGUGCCAUACCCAUAUCAUCCAGCUCCCCCUCCCCCUGUCAGCGAGGUGGGAGAUAGUAGCAGCAUUCCUCCACCUUACUCCUGCGAUCCCAGCGGCAGUGAUCUACCUCGAGAUACAAAGGUAUUGCAGUAUUAUUUUAACUUGGGCUUGCAGUAUUACCAUCAGAGCUAUUGGCAUUCCAUGGUGUACAUGCAACAGGUACCACCGCCAUCACCUGUAGAAGCUUACUCAGCAUACACUGAGCCUGCCCCCAUGGUGGAUCAGUCAGUACCUCAGUUGUACACUGACGUUGGGAGGAAUGAUGUCCGGCAAGUUCCCCUGGAAACAGCAAAUGGUACUUUCCAAAAUGUAGAGCCUCCACCUCCAUCCCAUGGAACAGUAUAUUAUCCAGUAGUGACAGAUCCCUAUGGCCAGCCACCAUUACCUGGGUUUGACUCUUGCAUCUCUUUAGUACCUGCCUAUCAUUAUGUUAGCCCUUGGCAUCCCGCAAGUCCAUCGUAUGGUAAUUCUUCACGACUUCAUAAUACUGUAAAUCCUGGACAGUUGCAUCAAGUCAGCUAUGUUACCUCACCUAAUCCUGUAUCACAUUAUGUACCUCAAAGUAUGUAAGGCCAAGUGAUGUAAACUCACUUCUUGCACUAAAGUUUUCUUGUUUUCUCUGUUAGUAUUGUUUCAGUAGUGGCUGGUAAGCUGUUUUGUGUGUUUCAUUUACAUGUUUCUCUUUUGGUUUAUAUUAAUGGUAAAACUCUGUUUUAGUAGUCUAUAUUGGAAAGUAAAACUAUUGUAUAGCAAAGAACACGAAGCUUAUAUUCAACUGUACAUAAUAUAUAACAAUGCAAUUUGUCUUUCAUGACAGUAUAUAUAAAUUAUCACUUACCUUCAUCAAUCAGUACAAUGUAUGGAGGAGUUACUCUUGCACAAGAAAACGAUGUAUCUUACAUAUUUUACCAGUUUGCUUGUAAUGGUAACCUAUUUCAUUACUUAAGCAGGAGAAAGGUUGCGUCCCAGUCCAUUUGAGGAAAGUCAUUACUAUUGAAAUAGGCUGCUUUUCUCAGUUCUGAACAAAACAUAUCAGCCAGGUGUGUUCUCCAAUAGAAACUACUUAUUUGUAAUCGUUGCUCUUUCUCUGUUUAAUUUUGUUCAGUAUAGUCUUGAGGUAUUAGAAGGUGGGAGAGUGCUCGGCAUUGUCAUGUUCUGCUGUAUACGGUUGUAUUUGUGAGAGAGCCUUGGUUCACGAAAGUCACCCUGCACAAAUGGUGGUAGAAGUGGUGUUUGACUUGCACUAAAUAAACAAAAAAGCAUCUAA